CAGGUAAAGGCUACAGAUGCUGAUGAUCCCACCUAUGGAAACAGUGCUAGAGUGGUUUACAGCAUUCUUCAGGGGCAACCAUAUUUCUCCAUUGAUCCGAAAACAGGUGUGAUAAGAACAGCUUUGCCAAAUAUGGACAGAGAAGUUAAAGAACAAUAUCAAGUUCUUAUCCAAGCCAAGGACAUGGGAGGACAACUGGGAGGAUUAGCUGGUACUACCACUGUAAACAUUACUCUCACAGAUGUCAAUGACAACCCACCCAGAUUUCCUAAGAGUAUCUUCCAUUUGAAAGUACCUGAAUCCUCACAUGUUGGUUCAGCUAUUGGAAGGAUCAGAGCUGUGGAUCCUGAUUUUGGGAAAAAUGCUGCAAUUGAGUACAACAUCGUUCCAGGAGAUGGAGGAAAUUUGUUUGAAAUCACAACAGAUGAGAACACCCAGGAAGGAGUGAUCAAACUGAAAAAGCCAUUAGACUUUGAAACAAAAAAGGCAUAUACCUUUAAAGUUGAGGCCUCCAAUCUCCACCUUGACCAUCGAUUCCACUCUGUGGGUCCAUUCAAAGACACCGCCACUGUGAAAAUAAAUGUGUUGGACAUGGAUGAGCCACCAGUUUUCAGCAAGCCUGUGUACACGAUGGAGGUCUAUGAGGAUACUCCUGUGGGGACCAUUAUCGGUGCAGUGACAGCACAAGACCUCGAUGCUGGCAGCAGUUCUGUAAGGUACUUCAUAGAUUGGAAGAAUGAUGGGAACAGCUACUUUACAAUAGAUGCUACUGAAGGAACCAUUGCUACCAAUGAAUUACUGGACAGAGAAAGCACAGCACAAUACAAUUUCUCUAUAAUUGCAAGUAAAGUUAGUAACCCACUAUUAACCAGCAAAGUCAACGUUAUAAUAAAUGUCCUGGAUGUCAAUGAGUUUCCUCCUGAAAUUUCCGUACCCUAUGAGACCUCUGUAUGUGAAAACGCCAAACCGGGACAGGUAAUACAGACUAUCACUGCAGUGGACAAAGAUUUGUCACCAGCUGGACAAAGGUUUUCCUUCAGACUGUCACCUGAGGCAUCCAACAAACCCAAUUUCACAGUGCAUGACUACAGAAACAAUACAGCUGGGAUCGAAACCAGGAGACAGGGUUACAGCAGAAGGCAACAAGAGCUGCAUCUUCUUCCAGUGGUGAUAGAAGACAGUAGUUACCCUGUGCAGAGCAGCACAAACACGAUGACUAUCCGGGUGUGCAGAUGUGAUGCUGACGGCAGCAUCCUGUCGUGCAACGUGGAAGCAAUCUUCUUACCAGUAGGGCUGAGCACAGGAGCGCUCAUCGCCAUCCUGCUGUGCAUUGUGAUACUGCUAGUCAUUGUGGUACUGUAUGUAGCACUCCGAAGACAGAAGAAAAAGGAUACCCUGAUGACCUCUAAAGAAGAUAUCAGAGAUAAUGUUAUCCAUUAUGAUGAUGAGGGAGGUGGAGAAGAGGACACCCAGGCUUUCGACAUAGGUGCCCUGAGGAAUCCUAAAGUGAUUGAAGAUAACAAAAUACGCAGAGACAUAAAACCAGAUACCUUGCACUUUCCACGGCAGAGACAACCAGCAGAAGAUAAUACAGACAUAAGAGAUUUCAUUAAUCAAAGGCUGCACGAAAAUGAUGUGGAUCCCACUGCACCCCCUUAUGACUCCUUGGCAACAUAUGCAUAUGAAGGAAAUGGAUCUGUUGCAGAAUCUCUCAGCUCUAUAGAUUCGCUUACUACAGAGGCAGACGAGGAUUAUGACUAUCUGAGUGACUGGGGACCUCGCUUUAAGAUUUUGGCAGACAUGUUUGGAGAAGAAGAAAGUUACAACCCUGACAAAGUCACUUAAGAAAAAAGACAA
This is a messenger RNA of Nothoprocta perdicaria, 1857 nucleotides long. RefSeq names its product cadherin 12 (gene CDH12). Bases 133 to 1845 code for a protein of 570 amino acids. Lineage: Eukaryota; Metazoa; Chordata; Aves; Tinamiformes; Tinamidae. Gene Ontology annotation, biological process: calcium-dependent cell-cell adhesion; multicellular organism development; adherens junction organization. The transcript has 9 exons. Gene Ontology annotation, cellular component: catenin complex; plasma membrane; adherens junction. Gene Ontology annotation, molecular function: cadherin binding; calcium ion binding. The record is from RefSeq and is a predicted model, not a curated record.